AUGGUGGUUCUGCCGCGUGGUGGCGCUGUGGAUCUCUCGUACGGAGUGGCACAGUCCUCCACCCCCUUCACCAGCCCACAGCAACCUGAUACCGGAGACGAGCGGUCCAGACAAGCCUGCAAACGAGGCGUUCCCAGCCGCCCAGCCUGUCUGUCUGUCUGCCCCAACGGAGCUCCAGAGCCCGGGGGGAAGAUCACACACCGAGACACGUACAAACUCACACCGGACUAA
This is a messenger RNA of Knipowitschia caucasica, 231 nucleotides long. The record is from the annotation of a GenBank genome assembly. Lineage: Eukaryota; Metazoa; Chordata; Actinopteri; Gobiiformes; Gobiidae.